AUGAGUGCGUCUCCGAAGAACACCUUGUCAGCGAGGGUUUGUAAAGAGCCUGAAUCAAUCAUGAAAUUGCAUUCAUGUGAUAAGUGUGGGGAUAUAAGUUUGAUAGAAGCGGCCCUACCGACCAAGCAGACCGUACUGGCACAGACCGCUCGCCUGUUCGACCCGCUGGGCUGGCUAGCACCGAUUCUCGUACGUGCGAAGUUGCUGAUCCAGUCGGCGUGGUUGCAGCAACUAGAGUGGGACGCGCCGCUAUCAUGCGAGGACGCCGCUGCAUGGACAGUCCUCGAGGAGGAAUUGCCCUCCGUGGAGCUCCACGGCUUUUCGGAUGCCUCCGAACGUGCUUACGCUGCCGUGGUCUACAGCAGAGUGAAAAGUGGCGGACUGCUCAGCAUCAACCUAGUGGUCGCUAAGAGCAAGGUGGCCCCGUUGAAGCGUGUAUCGCUUCCGCGACUGGAACUCUGCGGAACGGCCUUUCUGUCCAAACUAGCCGAACAUGUGCGGCUCUCCUUGAAUCUGGAGAAGUCGACGAUCACCCUCUGGACGGAUUCUACUGUGACGCUUGGCUGGAUACGUGGACAUCCUUCAAAAUGGAAUACAUAUGUAGUUAACAGCGUUGCAGAAAUUCACCGCGACGACCAGGAUGCAAGAUGGCGGCACGUACUUGGUAAGGAGAACCUUGCAGACUGUGUCUCCCGGGGAGUGUCGCCGAAGAAGCUCCUUCAACAUCCUCUGUGGUGGCGAGGGCCGGAAUAUCUCCGCCAUCGCGCGGACUUUUGGCCGGACGUCGGACACCUGGAAACGGCUGACUUACCGGAGCAGCGACCGUUACGAUGCCAUGCAGCCACCGAGAAGCGAGAACCUGAGGAGCUCAACCGCUUCUUCUGCCUUCGUCGCUUGCUUUGCGUGUCAGCCUGGAUCUGGCGCUGGAGGCCACGAAGACUUCGUUCGACAGAUGGUGAAGCUGUGUCGGCGUUCCUGGGACCUAAGGAGCUGGAGGCCGCCCUGUCGAGAUGGAUCCGGACGCUGCCUGCCCGAAGCUCGCUCCGCAAGAUGGUUUUCAUGCUGGAUGACGAGGGCACCCUGAGAGUCAGCGGGCGCCUAAAACAUGCAAUUUUGGAUGCCGACCAACAACAUCCAGUCAUUUUGCCGCCGCAAUCUCACCUGACUCACCUGGUGAUUGACGCCGCCCACAGACGUACAUUUCACGGAGGAGUCCAGGCCACCUUAGCUCACAUCAGGCAACGAUUUUGGAUUCCGCGAAGACGCCAACUGGUUCGCCGCCACAUCCACAGCUGCCACCCAUGCGUCCGAUGGCGGGCGGCUACUCCACGGUCAAAGAUGGGCGACCUGCCGAGAGCGCGCGUCACUCCGAGCCGUCCAUUUCAGCACACCGGCGUGGACCUCGCCGGCCCGGUGUGGCUCAGAACGACGAGAGGCCGAGGACACAAGGCCUACAAAGGCUUCCUAGUUGUAUUCGUGUGUUUCAGCUCCCGCGCCGUACACCUUGAGGCCGUCAGCGACUACACCGCCGAGGCAUUUCUAGCGGCCUUUCGUCGGCGCGGACCGACACUCAGAACCUGGCCGGAGCUGGCCGUGGCCCCUCGGGACCUUGCGGAGGAGGACAUUCAAUCCACCCACCGGAGCACCAUCGGCGCCCUGAAGAAGCAGCCGAAGUCAAGCAUCACCUGA
Molecule: messenger RNA, 1689 nt
Organism: Nylanderia fulva
Lineage: Eukaryota; Metazoa; Arthropoda; Insecta; Hymenoptera; Formicidae
Source: RefSeq, a predicted model, not a curated record